UUUGUCUGUUUUACCGUACUCUUUGUUUGGUUUUCAAAGAAUUUAGUCAGCUGAUCGGUUCGAAGGAUGAUAUUCCGUUUGUUUUCGGGACUAGUAAUAAUCUGACUGAUAUGCAGUUGUUUAUCUUAUAAACAUCUUCUGACAAAGUUUCAUAAUGAGGUCCCCACUUUAUGUGGUUUGGUAGAUAUUCUGCUUAUCUAAAAUGGAAAACUUUCCUAAUUAUCUUAAUACCAAUGGUUCGGUCGUGGCUAAUGGAAAGAUUAAUCCACAUCAUAAAAGCGAUGUCUGUAUCAACGAAAGUCUACCGAAAGAGUUAAUCAUCAGGGUUUUUUCUUACUUAGAUAUCACUACCUUAUGCAAGUGUUCUCAAGUUUGUAAAUUCUGGUAUGAAUGUGCUUUCGAUGGAAGCAACUGGAAAAGUAUUAAUUUAUUUGACUUCCAAAGAUAUGUGCAGCCAAAAGUAGUCGAAAAAAUUGCUCAGAGGAGUAGAGGCUUUCUCCGUGAGUUAAGGCUGAAAGGUUGUCGAAAUGUUACUGAUGAAGCUCUAAAAUGUUUUACUGAACUUUGUCACAUGAUUGAAAGUUUAGAUUUAUCAGGUUGUCAAAACUUAACAAAUGGGACCUGCGACUAUUUGGGGAAAAAUUGUUCUCUUCUCAAAACCUUAUCUCUCGAAAGUUGUUCUCGUAUAGAUGAUUCUGGAUUAGAAAUGCUUAGCUGGUGUUCAAAUCUAACAUGUUUAGAUGUAUCAUGGUGUCGUGUUGGUGAUCGUGGAUUAACUGCUAUCGCAAGAGGAUGUAAAAAUUUACAACGAUUUCGUGCUAUUGGCUGUCAAGAGAUAACAAGUCGUGGUGUGGAACAACUAGCACGUCAUUGUCAUGGUUUAUUACUGUUAAACUUGAAUUAUUGUGGACAGGGUAUCACCGAUGAAGCAAUGGUCCAUCUAUCCAUUGGUUGUCCUGAUCUACGUGUUCUAGCUAUCUCACAUUGUUCUAUCACAGAUCAAGGUCUACGUGCAAUCGCCGGCACAUUGUCGUCGGCUGCAGCUGCAGCUAUUGUCGGCCAGCCGACAUCGACCAGUCAACAAAAUGGCAUGCCUUUAAUUGUUCCAUUUGUAGUAACAAGUAAUGGAAAUGUUAGUAGUCAUCAUCAUGAUAAUGCUGCUUCUUCAUCACCAAACGAUACUACUAAUAAUAACAAUCAUGCAGAUCAUGAUUCCACUGUAAAUAAUAAUAUUACCACUACUAAUACUACUACUAAUACUAAUACUAAUAAUCGUCGUCAAAAAUCAAAUGAUUCCAAUAAGACGACAGCAUUAAUACCUGUUGGAUGUGUUAGUUUGACAACGUUGGAAGUUGCACGGUGUUCAGCGAUCACAGAUAUUGGUUUGUCAGCGAUUGCACGAGUAUGUAAUAAACUUGAAAAAUUAGAUUUAGAAGAUUGUGCAUUAGUUACCGAUGCAACGUUAGCACAACUUGCUGUACAUUGUCCACGUUUAAACACACUCGUGCUGUCUCACUGUGAUCAAGUCACUGAUGAAGGUAUUGCACGACUAGCUGAAGGACUUUGUGGUACAGAUCAAUUACAAACACUGGCUAUGGAUAAUUGUCCAUUGUUAACUGAUGCAGCAUUAGAGCAUUUAGGUAGUAAUUGUCGUAAACUACGACAAUUAGAUUUAUAUGAUUGUCAGUUAAUUACAAAACAAGGAAUUCAUAGUUUAGAGUUACAUUAUCCGCAACUUCAAAUUCAUGCGUAUUUCGCUCCUGGUACACCGCCUACAUUGACUUUCGCAAGACGACGUCGUUAUUGUCGGUGUUGUCGCAUAAUAUAACUCGUUCUUUCUGAAUUUAUUUCUCUGUUUCUGUUAAUUUGUAUUAUUGUACUGCACUGCACUACACCAACACCACCACCACCCCUCUCCUAACCCCGGCUCAUGUGUAUUGUAUUUUUGGUUUGUUUGGCGGCAAUUUUAUUUUUUAUUCAAAAAAUUUCUCUCAGGUUUUACCCUGGCUAUAUAUAUACUUAUAAAUAAAUACUUAUGUAAUUGUUUUUUCUCUCUUCAGUUUACUUACACUCGUAAUAUUUAUUUCCUUGUGUGAUGUUGCCAUCAUCAUUGUUCAAUGUGCUGUUAUUCUUCUUCAUCUUUCAAUUAUUGUACAGUAGUAGUUGUUCUAUAUAUGUGGGUGUGUGUGUGUGUGUUGAAUGGUGAAGUUGCACUGAAGGAAAAAAAAGUGAACGAACGAAAUCAGUCUUUCUCCUAUUAUUAUUAUUAAUAUUAUUAUCUGUUCCUAUAAUCUGUCAUCCAAUGACGAUUGUUACAAAAAAACGCGACGGUUGGUUUUUGUUUUUCCAGUUACACCACUGGCUGCUAAUUGUGUCAUAUGUUCACCAUGGUCAGUGAUCGCCUACCGACGAUGUAUCUUUGUACUCCCUCCUCCUUGCCUCCUAACCUGCCUGUCUGCCUACUUCUACCUACUUUAUAUCCUUAUCUUCGUAUUUACAUUGACAUGUUGUUGUUCAAUUUGUGAAUAUAAUCCCGGUCCAUAUUGACCUAUGCGUUUAUCCCCACUCGCCUAUAAUCAUCGUAUUGCAUCGCAUUGUGAGUGUUCUACUCUAAUAUUAUUGACCUGACCUGAUGAUUCGAUUUCUUGUUAACUUAUUCAUUCCUUGCCACAAGAAAAAAUAAACACAGUGACUUGCUUCUUCUGAAAAAAAACAUCAUCUUCAACAUUCAGCACCCAACAACAAUGGUUUUUUCUAUUUUUGUGUAGGACAAAUUCAUACACACAACAAAAAAACGCCCUGUCUCCGCCUAAUCAAUCUUGUCAGUAUGCGGGGUCCUACCACACACACACACACACCCAUCAAAGCAGCAAUAUAUAUUUUUCUCUUUUUUUUACAUACCAAAAAAAGCCUUCUAUGUAUGGAUGUGCGAUAGGAAAACAACAAGAAAAAACACUCUAUUUAUCCUCUGUUGUCUUUUAUUGAUUGAUAUUUCGCCAGACAGUGGUGUUGUUGUCGCCGUCUUUGUCAGCCAGUGUUUCAGACUUCCUGCACCAUAAUACUAAUAAUAAUGACAAUAAUAACAACAAUAUUGCCACCUUGUUUUGUAUAAUGCUGUUUGUUAUUUACUGUCUGUCUAAUUUGUCUAUGUCGCGCAUAGACACACACAGGUAAUACAUACACACACACACACGCUCUGUCUAUAUCUCGUCAGUUUGUGUCUGUCAAUCGUUCCAAAUUCAGUUCUAACUGUGUGUGUGUGUUUGUCACACGUUCUAUCUAUAACUGGUUAUACGUGUCUAUCCUUGUGUGUCUGUGUCUCUACAUAUGUGUGUGUGUGUUUGCGUAUUUUCUUUCCACUUUAAAUACAAAACAAAUCUUCAAAUGUGAUGAAUGAAUGAAUGAAUUCAUUAUUUUGUUGUUGUUGUUGUUGUUGUUUACGUUCACUGGUAUGACAAGUUGUAAUAAUAAACAUUCUCCUCUCAUCAAUAAGAAUUUAUAAGACCAAAAAAACAAAAACACACACAAGUUAUUGAUCCACACUGGUGGUCACAUUGAUCGAAAUCAUGGAGUGGAGGAGGAUGAAUUGAAUCAAAAUGCAACGACCACAAUAUCAAUCUACUAGAGGAUUUUUGUUGUUUCAUCGCUCUGGCUGCAUUCAUUCAUACUAAAAUCAUACUAAUUUAACUUUUAAUGCAUAUAUAAUUUAUUAUAACUUCUUAAAAAAAAAAUAGGUUAAAUUUCAAAAAAAAAAUGACUACUACUAAUAUACAUUAUUAUUAUCAUCAUUUUUUUGUACAUGAAGUAUAAUACUGUUAUUAUAAUUAUUAUUAUACUACUCCUCUGUUAAAAGAAAAUAAGUAAUAUUGAGG
Molecule: messenger RNA, 3872 nt
Organism: Schistosoma turkestanicum
Lineage: Eukaryota; Metazoa; Platyhelminthes; Trematoda; Strigeidida; Schistosomatidae
Source: the annotation of a GenBank genome assembly